UCCAGGCUCGACAAAAAAAUCCAAGUGAGGAGGAGGAUCUGGUAACGGUGCUCUUGCUGUAAUAUCAACCAUCUCGAGUCUCUAUCUAAAGGCUCGGUAGGAUUUUACAGUUUUCCGUGAGUACUUGUUUGGUUUCGGCCCGCGGAACCCGUGACCUCUGCAUAGGACAAAGGUUAGAGAUCACAGAGCAGGGUUGCGGUUGUCGUCAUGGCAUCUGGAAGUACGAGCAGCGAGGAGGAGCGGAGCCUGAGGGAGUGUGAGCAGUACGUGCAGAAACACAACAUUCAGCAGCUGCUGAAAGACUGCAUUGUCCAGCUGUGCACAUCUAGGCCGGACAGGCCUAUGGCCUUUCUCAGGGAAUACUUUGAGAGGCUGGAGAAGGAGGAGGCCAAGCAGAUUCAGAACCAGCAGAAGGCCAGCAGUUCCCGUUCAGACUCUCGUGAUGAGGAGGUGUCCCCACCCAUGAACCCUGUGGUAAAGGGUCGCAGGCGGAGAGGAGCCUUCAGCGCAGAGGUUUACACAGAGGAGGAUGCAGCUUCAUAUGUCAGAAAGGUCAUUCCAAAAGACUACAAAACAAUGGCUGCGUUGGCUAAAGCUAUUGAAAAGAAUGUGCUCUUCUCUCAUCUGGAUGACAAUGAAAGGAGUGACAUAUUUGACGCAAUGUUCCCGGUUACCUACAUUGCUGGGGAAACAGUUAUUCUGCAAGGUGACGAAGGAGACAAUUUCUAUGUCAUCGACCAAGGGGAAAUGGACGUGUAUGUGAACAAUGAAUGGGUGACCAGCAUCGGGGAAGGAGGGAGCUUUGGGGAGCUGGCGCUGAUCUACGGUACCCCCAGGGCGGCCACAGUCAGAGCGAAGACCAACGUGAAACUGUGGGGCAUUGACAGAGACAGCUACAGGAGAAUACUUAUGGGAAGCACUUUGAGAAAGAGGAAGAUGUACGAGGAAUUCCUCAGGAAAGUGUCCAUUUUAGAGUCUCUUGACAAGUGGGAGCGUCUGACAGUUGCUGAUGCCUUGGAGCCGGUCCAGUUUGAGGACGGGCAGAAGAUCGUUGUGCAGGGAGAGCCUGGAGAUGAGUUCUUCAUCAUCUUAGAGGGUUCUGCAGCUGUAUUGCAGCGUCGCUCAGAGAACGAGGAGUUUGUUGAAGUGGGGAGAUUAGGACCAUCCGACUAUUUUGGCGAGAUCGCUCUGCUGAUGAACCGUCCUCGUGCUGCCACCGUGGUCGCCCGCGGCCCCCUGAAGUGCGUCAAGCUGGACCGGCCCCGUUUCGAGCGCGUCCUGGGUCCCUGUUCGGACAUCCUCAAACGCAACAUCCAACAGUACAACAGCUUUGUGUCGCUGUCUGUCUGAGGGAUUGGCCCUCCUCCUCCUCCUUCUCUCUCCUUUGCCCUAACCCCUCACCUUCUUUCCCUCCUUUCAGACCCAGGGUCCACCAAUGCAAUUAGCUUUUUUUUUUUGUCACUUUCCUCUCGUUUCUUUUCGCUUUUUAUCCUCCCUCUUUGUUUUACACACAGAUCAUUUUUGCUGUUACCACCCGUCACGCAGAGGUGACUUUUAGCCACUCACCAGCGCUUGUACCAGCUGCUGUACGCUACCUUGUAGGCACAGUUUCUUCACGUUACUUGUGUUUUAUAUCUAUAUAUUUACUGGUUACAAUUUUAUUUUUUAGAUUUAAGUCUGAGCAAGAGAUCUGAAAGACUUUAGGGUCUCGAGCUGAAGAGACAGACAAUCAGACCUUACAUGGGGCUUUUGUGAAAUGAGUCACAUAUUUAUGUUGCAGAUUGAGCUGAAGACAGCUUAUUUGCUCUUUUAAGAGUUUCCUUUUUGGCAUCAGUUAUCUUAUUAAGAUUUGCAGAGCAGAACCUUGAAGCUGUAGAAAGCAGGAAGAAAAUGCAUAAACUGCCUUUUAUCAUCUUUUUUUUUUUUUUUUUUUUUUUUAGAUUUCAGCUCAAAUAUGAUUGUUCAUUUUUCUUAAUUCUUUUUUUUUAGUUGCAUUUCAAUUGGUAAUGUGAGACGAUGCUUAUACAACCUAAAGUUUUUAUUGUGCAGCUACCAGGCUAGUGCCAAAUGUUGAUUAUCGUCACAGCGCAGAUAUGCAUAGUCGUGAAAUGAAGUGCGUAUUUUGUUCCCUGGAGCUCCAACAGGAAGUAGUUACUACCCUAAUUGUCGUCCUCAAUGAUAGAAAAACCAUACAACAACUGCCUUGAAUACUCUGUGGGGGGGAAAAAUAUAGAAAUGAAAAGAAAGAGGGAAAAAAAGAGUAUUAAGUAAAUUUCAGUAUUCAGUUUAUUUAGUAUAUACCAAAUAACAUGGUCACUCUUCUGCUAUGGUUUGUAAUCAAAAUGUAAGUAUAGUUAAAUAAUCAUAGUUAUAUUAUUAUCAUUGACAAAAUGAUCAACUUAUGGUUUAGAGCGAUGGUGAUCUCUUAAAAAUAUAUGUUUAACUGUCUUUUGUAAACACUUAUUUUUCCAUAAAUUCUAUUUUAGGUGUCCAGUGCCACAAAGUAAAUAAAUGCUUCUUCUUGUCAACUGACAUAAGAGUAUGUAAUUGUAUUGUGUAAAAUGUCAUGGAAGGGGGGAGGGUGUCUUUUUAAAAGAAAUUAAAAGGCUAAUUGCAGAAAUCUGUGGAGGGGGAGGGGUUCGAGUUUAAGGACUUUCAGAACAUCUGAAGUAUUUAUGUGUCAGAGCUUCGCCCAGGCGAGCUGACCGGCAAGAACAGAAAAUCAUUAAAUACUUGUCAUUGUUUAUUGCCUAUUUGAAACGGUGGCUGUCUUUUCAUCGGAGUGGCUUGUGACCUGUUCACUUUGCUUACUCGGCAUGAUGUUUUAGGCAUCUGGUGUGAAUGAAAGUGUGUGUCCUGCAGCUUCAUACAGAAGCAAGAGCUUUGUCAAAUAUUACGUUUGUUACUCUUUAGCUUCAAUGCUUCAUGACUAUUUAGAUGACUUUUUUUUAAAAAGAUAUUUACCAAAUGACACAAUGUUGACUUUCUUGAUUAUAAGCUUAACUCUUCAUUCCUGCGUCACUGUCUCUUACCUGAAAUGAUCCAUUUUUAGUCUUGUGUCUGUUUCGUCUCAUUCAGAGCACUUGUAUGAGCUUCGACUUGAGAUGUGUGUUUGAUCUUGAUGCCGAUUGCAGGGUAGUCAGGUUGUUUUGUAAAUGAAUUGACUCCCUUACACUUAAACAGGUCAUCUGUUGCCCCAACCUUAAAGUUAUCCUUGUGGAUGUUGAUAACAUGCAGAUGUGUUUCCAUCAACAACACGUACUGUUUAUCGUGAUCCACAGGAAAUGACUCCGUUAGGGCUGAGGGUUUCACCUUUGUCAAAAACCUUUUUUUGUUUUUAAUGUAAAUAGCUGCAUCAUGGGUUUCAGUCCAAAGUGUUUUUAGCCACUCUGCAAUUGUCCCGGUUUGCCUUAGCGUACCCAACCUGGGCUAACAGCUGUAGUCCGUUGCUCCUGCGAGCCCAACCUUCAGUGAGUUUGUUCGGCGUGCAGCACAGUGACCUGCAGCCCAUCAGAGGACCAUUCUUUUUCUAUUCUACCCUGUAUUUAGUUUGACCUCCUGUAUGUGCAAAGAUGUUUAUCCUUUUGGUAUAGAUUGUUCCAGAUGGCAGUUUAAGCAAUAAAAAAGUAAAAAAUCA
Molecule: messenger RNA, 3637 nt
Organism: Cololabis saira (Pacific saury)
Lineage: Eukaryota; Metazoa; Chordata; Actinopteri; Beloniformes; Belonidae
Product: cAMP-dependent protein kinase type I-alpha regulatory subunit
Exons: 11
Coding region: 208-1350 (380 amino acids)
Biological process (GO): regulation of protein phosphorylation
Cellular component (GO): cAMP-dependent protein kinase complex
Molecular function (GO): cAMP-dependent protein kinase regulator activity
Source: RefSeq, a predicted model, not a curated record